CAUUGUCUUGCGUUUGGAGCUCAUUUAAUGGCUGCGUUUCACAAAUCGAACAUCUGCUGGUGCAACUUCCAGCCAAAUCCCUACAAGGAGAUACGUCAGAAGAUACUAAAUUAUUGUGCGUUAAAGAGCAAAAAUGCUUUGAAUCUACCUAAAUUUCAGAGCUCCCAAGACAUAUUGCUUAACAAAGGACCAAAGGUGCCAAGACUCAGCGAUAACGAAAUCUACGAAAUUUGCUGUAAUAGCAAGAAAAGAAAUUCAAGUUUUAGGAAGGAAGAAGAUCGUGUCAGGAUAGGAAACGAAUACUUUUCGUCUGAAAUGGAAGCCCAAAGAAAUUAUGCACCGGAAAAUCUAAAGAACAGGAGAAACUCUGCUGAGCUGGGAAGUCAACCCAUGAUUCCUGGGCAAAGAAUUCAACCUUAUGCAAUAGCUAAGAAACCAUGGGUUUCGGAAAAUCCCAAGAUUCUCCUUACCCGACCCUUCCUUCAUUUGAGCUUAUCUGACAGCACAUCCAUUAAGUAUGCCACACCAACAUUGCUAACCCAACGAGCCAAAAGGCGCGAGGAGCAUCGAAAGCUUAAGGAAAACGUCCAAGCUCGGGACUCCAAAAAGCAUGACUCUAUUAAACAAAAUCGGACUAAUAAAUGGAAGGGUGUGGACAAAUAUCAGCAUCAAUCUGACUUAAACAAAACAUCUCGCCGGGCUCUUCAAUUGGAAAAGACGGGAGAUAAUCAUUAUCGUAGAGCCUUUGAACAUCAGACAGUUGAAUCAGCCCGCGAAAUGAAGAAGACGAAUUCAAUUUCUGAAAAUUCAGAGCAAGCCCUGCUCAAGCAAUUGUCCACAGAAAGGGUAUCCAAGAGCAGUUUAAGGAGAACAAGCCAACUGGACACAUCCUUGGGUAUUUACCGGAAGGUUAAGUUGGGCAUCAAUAAACGCAAAGGUGUGGACACAUUUCAGCAACAAUCUGAUUUAAAUGAAACUCAAAAUGCUCGUCGGGCCCUUCGAUUGAAAAGGACUAGAGAUAAGCAUUAUCGUAACGCCUUGGAACCCCCGAAACUUGAAGCAACUGGCGAAAAGAAGAAGCCGAAGUCAUUUUCUGAAAAUUCAGAGCAAGUCCUGUUUAAGCAAUUUUCCACCGAAAAGGUAACCAAGAGCAAUCUAAGGAGAACAAGCAAUCUGGACACAUCCUUGGGCAUUUAUCGAAAGGUUAAGCUCGGCAAUGAAACUCAAAUGAGUUCAAAACCUUACAGCCCUAUGUUUGGGAAGAUAAAUGGUGAGCUGUCUAAAAAAUUUACGACUCUGAGGAGCACACACGAGCUGAAAGUUCCUGAAGAGCGCCCAAAUAAACGUACUUCAGACCGGAGUGAAACUUCAGCUCCGUACUCAGAAACCUUUGAUAAAAUGCUAAAGGGUAACUCUAACAAAAUUUCAGAGUUUCAUCCAAUCCUAAGAUCAUCUAAUCGCCUUCAUCUUUCAUCAACAAUGGAAAGUAAGAAAGUGAGAAAAAAUCGAAAAAGCAAAACUGCCAUUGUGGGAGCCAAAUUUUCGUGGGCAUCCAAGAAUAAGGUAAAGGGAAGGCUGAGAACCGAAACAAAGACCUUUGAUGAACUGAUUAGUGACAGAGAUAUGAAGAUGCCCGGACGUCUUCCUCUUCUGAGGAGCAGGACUUUAUUGAGUUCCACGAUAAGCAUAAAGGAAACAAAAGGACUUAGGAAGUCCAAGCCAAGUAGAAAUCUAGAGCCCAGUUCUGGCUUUCGUGCUUCCGAAACUUACAGAAGUUAUUCAAAACCGUUUCGAACAAUGCUAAGGGGCAAGGAAAGGAUUACACCGGAGCUAAACCGGGCUUUGACUAGCCAAUUUCAAAUAAAGCAUGACGGGAUAACCACUAGUUCGACCUGGAUGGACCAGGACCCCAUAAUGUCUUCGCCACCUUUUGAUGAACCGGAAAUUUUGCAGACAUCCAAUAAAGUAUUAAUAACGAAGAAGCCCCACGAUAUGCGGCCCUCUCACGAAAUAUCUAUUAUAAAAAAGCCUGAAAUUUGGCAAACUUUUAGGGAACAUUCUGGGGUCAGGGAAAAUGAAGUUUCCCAAGAUUCUGUUACAGUUCCGUUGGCUCCGAAACUCAAAAAAAGAAUUAGUAUGUCCCAGCUUAAGAACUUAUACCAAUCUAGUACAUCAAGUGAGUUCUCAUUAGGUUUUCGAUCUUCAAAGCAUCGCGUGUCCCCUGGCAGGAAGAUUAGACUAAAAAAAUUUAAUUACUAUAUACAAAAUUCCAUGCCAGAUCGCAAAAUAUUAGCCCAGAUGAACUCGAAGUGUCCCAUUUCCUACUUGAAAAGCGAGAGAAGCACUUUCUAUGGCAGAACACCGAGUCAGACUUCCUCGGAUAGGUACCAACAAUCUGUAGGAUCGAUAGUCAGGACUACGGGCAUUGCCCAAUCCUUGAUACCUAAACAGAAGAAAGAGGAGCAUGAGGACGAUGCCUUGGAUGCGGACGAAUACUUGUUCGAGUCUUUCCCAGAUGACUACGAUCCGGUUGAUGGCAUAAAAAAAACAAUGAACGACAUCAUAGCCAGUGUGGCAAAUGAAGAGAGAGUUACCGAGAAAAUUGCCGAGAAACCCUAUAAGAAAUCCCAAUCGAAGCGGGGUAAGCACAAGGCUAAGACGCAUUAUCAAGCCCCGGGAGCAUUUGACGAUCGCCAGAGCAUCCUAUCGCUGAGGAGGACGAGCCAAGAGGUCAAGACCCGUGAGAGUCAGGCUCUAAGGGAUGUGCGUAUGCGGGAACAGGUGCGAGAGACUUUUUAUGCCAACGAAAGGGCCUCUGUGCAAGCACGGAUUAAAAAGCUAAUGCAGGAGGUUGCCAUACGCGAGGACUUUCGACCCAAAAGGAAACCACGGGAUUUUGUGACUGAAAAUAUCGUCAGGCUAAGAAAUAUCCAACCGACUAAAGAAUCUAACGCGUUGGAGAAGGGUAAGCCGCAAAGGAAGUACCCCUCUUUGAUUAGGAUAUUAGCACCCCACGAAAACCCCGUAAAUCUGUCAAGGGUUCCCAAGACUCCGGAGCUUAAUAUGUCGAAACCCAUAAGAAUACGUCUAUACUCCGACAAAAUCUGGAGGGACCAGAUGGCUACUUAUCAAUCAGGAAUUAAGAAACCCUCUCCAGAUGCUAAAGUUUGUCGCUUAAGUGAAAGGAAAAAAUGUGAUUGCUACCUAUGCAAAUUGCUUUUAAAGGGCAAACAUCAGCGAGAACCACACUUUAUAAAGAAAGCAAAGGUCCAAAGGCGUCGAUUAGAACUUCGUUCAUAUUACCUUGAAUUACGAAAAAGGGAACGCGAACGAGAGAUUUGUUGCCCUUAGAUAUUAUGA
Messenger RNA from Drosophila santomea, 3360 nucleotides. RefSeq lists its product as uncharacterized. The coding region runs from base 28 to 3351 and encodes 1107 amino acids. The transcript is spliced from 3 exons. The record is from RefSeq and is a predicted model, not a curated record. Lineage: Eukaryota; Metazoa; Arthropoda; Insecta; Diptera; Drosophilidae.